Messenger RNA from Anneissia japonica, 2775 nucleotides. RefSeq lists its product as uncharacterized. The record is from RefSeq and is a predicted model, not a curated record. The transcript is spliced from 3 exons. Lineage: Eukaryota; Metazoa; Echinodermata; Crinoidea; Comatulida; Comatulidae. The coding region runs from base 241 to 561 and encodes 106 amino acids.
CAUUAUGACGCGCGCAUGCCGACCUGUUGAGUUUCUAUGAGACAGGAUCAGUUUACAAAACAAACAACUCCGGUUAUUUUGGUCAACAAAAGUGUUUAACAGUAACACUUUCAACUUUUGUGCUUCCAUUUUUCACACAGGAAAAAUAGGCCUACAUUGAAUUGCAAUAGUUUAAGUUAUUUUCAUCAAGCAAAGAUCAGGUGGAGAAUUUGGGAGAUUAUUUUGUUUUGUAAUAUCAUCAUGUCUGCCUUGCACUGGGAAGCACUGAGGAAGCAAAGAGUUAUAGAUAAGAAACAUCAUCAGGUACUUGAAGAAAAGAAACAAAAAGCAGCUGAACAAAAACUUGAGGAUGAGCGACUCAAAUUUGAGAAAACAAACACAGCAAAUUCAUACCAGCGAGAACUUGCAUCAUCUAGGUCUGGGAACAGUCAAAAGACACCUCACUGUCAUCAUAACCAAGAUGCAGAAAGAAGACUGUAUUCCAGAGAUAGAUGCAAGAUGGAUUAUAAUGCUAAAAUGAGUGCCAGAUAUAAUGAUUUAAACUUUUCCCAGCAAUGGUGAGAACAGGACCGGCACCUCGUGGAAAUAUUUAAGCAACAUUUGAUUCAACUAGCUGCUGAAAGUACACUUAAAUACGCACAAUAGUGAUGACCUUUGAAUGAACACACAAUGAAAGAAGAUUCUCUUUAAUAUUUUCAGAUAAAAUUUAUUACAUAUUAACAAACUGGUGUAAAAUAUUUUUAAAAUGUCGUAGCUACUCAAAAUAAAUUAAUUGCAAAUGAAAAUUUUCAUCAUUUUAUGCACAUGUGGAAUCAAUGUACCACCUUCUUUUUAAACAUUUUUUUGCACAAAUAAUUAAAGUUUUAUAAUUUUUAAAGUUUAAAAAUACCACACAACAUGUUCUAUCAAUAGGUUACAUUUUUUUUAGCUGCUAAUCGCAAAUUCAAAAUUCACUUUAUUGCAAUCUGUCAAGAUAUAAAAAUCUACACCAAAUUGAAGUAGAAUAAUAAUAUAGAUAUACAGAUAAAAAGCUCUACAAUUACAUAAAAAAGUAAAAACAAUACAAAUCACUGCAGAAUAAAAAAAAAAAAAUGCUUUGGUUAUUGUUGUCACGGAACGGCACACCCGAAAUGGUUAAUAAUACAUUUUUUAGAUCUUUCUGUUUUGAAUUUAGGGCGUAGUAACUGAUUUAUUUUCCUGAGAUUAUAAUUAAUAGCCUGUUCUGUUGGCAAAAGAUCAUGCAGUGUGUGGGUUAGAUGUUUAAUUUUUUCAAAGUAUUGUUGGCAUAAUUGGGUGUGGUGUUCAGUGGGGUCAGGGAGAUCAGAGAUUGCUAGGGCCCGAUUGUAACUAACCCAGGGGAGGAUAAUGCGGAACGCUCUUCGUUGUAUUUGUUCUAGAGCUUUGGAUUGUACACCGGAUGUACAAGUACCCUAAACAGGAACGGCGUACUCCAUGACAGGGCGGAUAAUACUAACGUAAAAUUGGAGCAGUUCUCGUACCCACAGCCCUGCUCUAAACACAUUUAAAGACAUUUAAAUUAACUUGUCCACACGGUAAACAAGAAGAAUUAAACGUUUCAUGAUGUGUUAACCGUUUAUUGGUAAAAAUCUAAUUAUUGCAAUAAUCCUGAUUACAUACCUCCUUGAUUACAAAGCAAGUCAUCAAAGGUUGGUUGACAGGAUUGUCACCUCUAUUAAAAAGUGAUAAUUAUACUGUAUAUAUUAUAUUAUAUAAUAAUAUUAUAUAAAUAAUUAUGUUAUACAUAAGUUUUACAUAAGCUAUAAAAUAGUAAAGUGCUCGAUUUACAGACUCUAAAUGAAAUGUUAGUUCAUUACUUAAUACAGUUUACCCUCCAAAUCAAGACCACCUAUAGGAUCUGAAAAUUUGGGGUGGUCUCCAGGCUUGGUCUCCAACUACAUUAAUUGGUUGGCUUUGUGUUAAAAGACGGAGGAUUAUUGGUUGGAACUUUGGAAAAACAGAGGGGUUUUGGAAUUAAAGAGGUUACAAAUUGGAGUGUGAACUGUACAUAAAAUAAAUCAUAGACAAAUUUAAGCAGUGAGUUCUAUUAUAUAUCACACAUGUUACUCAAACAACAGGUAUUAGAAAAAUGUAAAAAACUAAAUUGCAUUUUUGAUACAAUGAAAUGACAGUAUAAAUGCCAACUAUGCGCAAUACUUUGGUAAAAAGUCUUACAAAAAAUAUAUAUUUCUGGAAUAUUCAGGCAUAUUAAACAUCAGUGUAUUUUUGCAAUACCACCAAUAUGUGUGCUGUACAAUAUAAAAAUUAUAAUAUUUAACUACUGGUCUCCCUCCAAUUAAAGAACACAUUUGGUAUCAGAAUUUUCGGUGGUCUUUGCAACUUUGGUUAUUAUUUUUGUAAAGAUAAAACAGGAAUCAAUGUGGACUCAAAAAGAAGUUUUUAAUUGUAAGUGAUCCUUUUGGAGUGGGGUCUUUAAUUGGAGUGAGACCUGUAUUUGCUAUUUCCUUUAGGGUGUUCUGAUUUUUAAGCCAUGUAUCUAUUCUUUAUGUGAAUAUUUUCAAUUACCUAAAUGCCUGCAAAUGACUGAAUAAAUAUUAAAAUGUUAUCACCUCUGAGUAGAGACUGCUUUUAAUUGAAAGUGGUAGUGGACAUUGUUACAGAAAAAUUGGUUGGGGGAUAUGAGGGAUAUAGAGAAAGGAGGCUUCCUUGUUAAGGAUUCAUUACAUAUUUAUAGUUGUACUUAAGUAUUGUUGUGAUAUUGAUCAUGUUAAAAAAAAUAAAGAUGCAUGAUUCAAA